AUGAGUUUGAGGGAAGAAUGUGAAGAUCUUAGGAAGAGCUUCCUCAACACUGGGAGCUGGUACAAAAUGGGUUCGAGGCAAUCAAGCAUCAUGGCCUCUUCUCACCAUGUCAUGCGUGAUGCCUCUGUUUCUGUCCUCUUUUGUGUCCUCAUCGUUGCAUUGGGUCCUAUUCAAUUCGGCUUCACGUGUGGCUAUUCUUCUCCGACGCAAGAGAGUAUAAUAAGCGAUCUAAAGCUCUCACUUUCGGAGUUCUCGCUAUUUGGAUCUUUAUCCAAUGUGGGAGCCAUAACCAGUGGUCAAAUGGCAGAAUACACCGGACGCAAAGGGGCAUUGAUGAUUGCCGCAAUCCCCAAUAUAUUAGGAUGGCUCGCCAUUUCUUUUGCCGAUGACUCAUCGUUUUUAUUUAUGGGGAGGUUUUUGGAAGGCUUUGGCGUUGGGAUAAUCUCUUACGUGGUGCCUGUUUAUAUAGCUGAGAUAUCACCUCAAAACAUGCGAGGUACCCUUGGAUCGGUGAACCAGCUCUCAAUCACAAUUGGAAUAAUGCUUGCUUAUCUGUUGGGCCUUUUUGUCAACUGGAGAGUACUUGCAGUUCUAGGAAUUUUUCCUUGUACAAUAUUAAUACCUGGAUUAUUUUUCAUACCAGAAUCUCCCAGGUGGUUGGCCAAGAUGGGGAUGACAGAAGAGUUUGAGACUUCUUUGCAAGUGUUACGAGGAUUUGACACAGAUAUAUCACUUGAAGUACAUGAAAUUAAGAGAUCUGUGGCAUCAACGGGAAAAAGUGUUACAAUUCAGUUUGCAGAUCUCAAGAUGAAAAGAUAUUGGUUUCCUUUAAUGGUAGGAAUUGGAUUGCUUGUACUUCAGCAAUUGAGUGGUGCCAAUGGAGUUCUGUUCUAUUCAAGUACCAUAUUUGCAAAUGCAGGAAUUUCAUCCAGCAAUACUGCUACAGUUGGACUUGGAGCUAUACAGGUCAUAAUGACUGGAAUCACUACUUGGUUGGUGGACAAAAGUGGCCGGAGGCUGCUUCUAAUAAUAUCCGCAUCUAUAAUGUCAGUUAGCCUUCUCCUUGUUUCUAUAGCAUUCUAUCUAGAGGGAGUCACAUCAGAGGAUUCUUGUCUAUACGGCAUUUUGGGAAUACUUUCUGUUGCUGGGCUUGUGGCUAUGGUAAUUGGCUACUCUCUAGGACUUGGACCAAUCCCUUGGCUUAUAAUGUCUGAGAUACUUCCAGUGAAUAUAAAGGGCCUAGCUGGCAGCAUAGCCACCUUGACUAAUUGGAUGACUUCCUGGAUCAUCACAAUGACUGCAAACUUGCUUUUGACUUGGAGCAGUGGAGGGACAUUCUUAAUCUACACUGCGGUAGCUGCCUUUACUGUUGCUUUUGCGGCAAUAUGGGUCCCUGAGACCAAGGGAAGAACAUUGGAAGAAAUUCAGUUUUCCUUUAGAUAG
Messenger RNA from Abrus precatorius (Indian licorice), 1443 nucleotides. Its product is annotated as sugar transporter ERD6-like 6. Gene Ontology annotation, biological process: carbohydrate transport; transmembrane transport. NCBI's taxonomy places the organism in Eukaryota, Viridiplantae, Streptophyta, Magnoliopsida, Fabales, Fabaceae. Gene Ontology annotation, molecular function: sugar transmembrane transporter activity. Bases 1 to 1443 code for a protein of 480 amino acids. The transcript is spliced from 19 exons. Gene Ontology annotation, cellular component: membrane. The record is from RefSeq and is a predicted model, not a curated record.